Molecule: messenger RNA, 2356 nt
Organism: Marasmius oreades (fairy-ring Marasmius)
Lineage: Eukaryota; Fungi; Basidiomycota; Agaricomycetes; Agaricales; Marasmiaceae
Exons: 11
Coding region: 140-1960 (606 amino acids)
Biological process (GO): superoxide anion generation; defense response
Cellular component (GO): NADPH oxidase complex; plasma membrane
Molecular function (GO): superoxide-generating NAD(P)H oxidase activity
Source: RefSeq, a predicted model, not a curated record
CACCGCCUCCCAUCAGCUGUCAGAGCAUCCCCCCUUCAACCCUCUGCUGUCUCCCUCUCUCCCUCAUUAUCACCUCUUUUUUCUCACUCUCCUCCCUCUCGUUUAACACUCUUUGACGCUGGUCGCCAACAACUAUACGAUGGACUUUAUCGACUCGAGUCGACCUAAUAGUAUUAUCCAAAAGGACCACUUAACCGACCACCCAGACCUUCCAGUUCGCGCACACCAAGGUGCUGCUCUUCAACGGAACAAAACAGAGCGUUUUCGACUCCAAGGUCUUCAACGUAACCUUUCUGCGACAGAAAGGCAGCAACAAGGACAGCGUCGAGGUGCUAUUGGUGGAGAAGGGACGUUGCUAUACAAAUGGCGUCUGUGGAUGAUUAACGAGGGCGGGAGGCAGUUGUUCUUUGCUGUCUUCAUUUUCCUUCACCUCAUCGUUGGCGUAUUCGGUUACAUCCACUAUCAAGUCAAGGAUAACCUUGUUAACGCCCGGAAGACGUUUGGUGCUGGCUUUACUAUCGCUCGUGCCUCAGCCCUUCUUUGCCACGUGGACGUGAUAUUCAUCCUCCUUCCCAUCUGCCGAAACUUCAUUAGCGUCAUGCGUCGAACUCCUCUCGGCACUGUCAUCCCUUUCGACAAGAACAUCACCUUCCAUAAAGCCACCGGCUGGUCCAUUGUCAUCUGGAGUUUGGUUCAUACCCUUGCACAUAUCGUCAACGUCAUCAACUUGGCCAUUCAAUCCGCCGACUCGACAGGAGAAAGAGUCAAAAACUUUUUCUUGAUUUGCGUACAGGCAGGACCUGCUAUUACCGGCUGGAUCAUGUGGAUUGCGUUGGGUACUAUGGCUUGGUACGCCCGAGAAUCCAAACGCCGCGCCAACUUUGAACGGUUCUGGUACACCCAUCACCUCUUUAUCCUCUUCUUCAUCAAUUGGCAACUUCACGGCAUGUUCUGUAUGAUCAAACCCGAUAGACCGCCCUACUGUUCCUCCGAUACCAUUGGAGUCUUUUGGAGAUAUUGGUUGAUUGGUGGUGUCAUCUGGAUUUCCGAAAGAGUCCUGAGGGAGGUCAGGUCGAGGCAUAGGACGUAUAUCCACAAGGUCAUCCAGCAUCCUUCGAAGGUUGUGGAAUUACAGAUCAAGAAAGAAAAGACCACAGUUCGUGCGGGACAGUAUAUCUUCCUGAACUGUCCCGAGAUCUCGUACUUCCAGUGGCACCCUUUCACCCUUACCAGCGCUCCCGAAGAAGACUACAUCUCUGUUCACAUCCGUGUCGUUGGAGACUUCACGACUGCUCUGGCUAAAGCCGUUGGAUGUGAUUUUGGCGCCAAAGAUAAGACGAAGGAGGGCGGCAAGGUUUUAGGCACUGACAGCAAUCCACCUCUCAAUCGUACCCUCCCCCGUGUCAUGGUCGACGGUCCUUUCGGUUCUGCCUCCGAAGACUUUUUGAAUUACGAAGUGGUUCUGCUUGUCGGUGCUGGUAUUGGUGUAACUCCAUUUGCUAGCAUCCUCAAAUCGAUCUGGUACCGCCUUAACAACUUCAAUCACUCCGGCGAGCCGACACGUCUCUCCAAAGUGUACUUUACAUGGGUCAUCCGUGACUUUGGUGCUGCCGAAUGGUUCCAUUCGUUACUCCACGCGAUAGAGGAACAGGAUACGCAAGGGAGGAUUGAGAUCAACAUCUACUUGACGGCGAAGAUCAAGGACGAUGACAUGAAUAACAUUAUCGUUCAGGAUGUCGGAGCUGAAAAGGAUUCAAUCACCAACCUCCGUGCUCCAACGCAUUAUGGAAGGCCGAAUUGGGACAGGGUGUUCCAGAGUAUUUCGGAUAAGCACGUGGAUUCGGAUUGUGGUGUGUUCUUCUGUGGCCCUAAGGCGCUGUCCACCAUGCUUCAUACGAAGUCAAACAAGUACUCGAAGCCCACCGGGACGAGAUUCUUCUUUGGCAAGGAGAACUUCUAACUCGUCUCCGGUGUACACCGUCUAUCUUCCUUCUUUGGUUUCGUGAUUGUUUUGAGGAAAGUCUGUUUGAGAUUUUGGCUUUGCGAAAGGUGUUGGAGAGAAAGAGGGCGUCAGCGGUGUUUUAUGGGUACGAGUUGUGUUGAUUGCGGCUCGUCUAUAUCCGUACAUUUUAGAUUGUGGAUUUUAGUGGUUCCUGCUUUCGUUGCUAUGACAGAAUGAACACUGGGGUUAGAAACUUAACGAUCUUUGCCGUUUUGGAUGAUCUGAACCAAAGGGUUGAUUGAAAUGUGAAAAUCGGCGUAAGUUUUGCCAGGCGCCGAGUCGCGUACAGGAUUACACCUACUAUAUAGUGUGCUAGAUGGACAUCCCAUGUUCCCAGAUGCAGGUUCCUUGCGU